GCGGGGGUGGGGGUCCGGGCGCUGUUCCUCAGCGACACUGCCCGGCGGAAGGGACCCUAUAGGGGAGCCGGAGCGGGGACCGCACCCUGCCCGGGUUGGCGAGGCCCUUCCGCGGGACCCCACGCUCGUUUCCCAUAGAAAAUGUAUGGAGUUUAAAUAGGAAUAAAUGCAACAAUCCAUUUGUAUUUGGAAAAAAGAUAUGGAGACCCAGGUUGGAAAUUGGACAUGAAGUACUUACACAAUUUCAUGUACUUGAUUAAUGUUAAAAUUGAAAGUUUUUAUCUUUUGCUGGAUAUUGGAAAUUAAAUGUAAUGGCAACAGAAUAUAUAAAGAGUUGCUGUAGAGGAUGUUUCUAUGGUGAAACAGAAAAGCACAACUUUUCUGUGGAAAAAGACUUUAAAGCAGCAGUCUCAAAUAGUCGAAAUGCUGCUAUCUGUAUACCUCCAUUGACUUCUGUUUCUGUAAAGCCUCAGGUUGGCUGUACUGAGGAUUAUUUGCUUUCCAAAUUACCUUCUGAUGGUAAAGAAGUACCAUUUGUGGUGCCCAAGUUUAAGUUAUCUUAUAUUCAGCCCAGGACACAAGGAACUCCUUCACAUCUGGGAGAACUUGAAGGAUCUGCCAGAGCAUCCUUUGGAGAUCGAAAGGUAGAACUUUCCAGUUUAUCUCAGCAUGGACCGAGCUAUGAUAUAUAUAACCCAUUCUACAUGUAUCAGCACAUUUCACCUGAUUUGAGCCGACGCUUUCCUCUGCGUUCUGAAGCAACUAGACUGUCUGGAUCAGUUUGUGAUUUAAGGACCAACAAACUUCCUGGUUCUCCUGGGCUAAGCAAAUCUAUGUUUGAUCUUACAAGUUCAUCUCAGCGAUUCAUCCAGAGACAUGAUUCAUUGUCCAGUGUACCCAGUAGUUCUUCUUCAAGGAAGAAUUCUCAGGGAAGUAACAGAAGCCUAGAUACAAUUACUUUGUCAGGAGAUGAAAGAGAUUUUGGGAGAUUGAAUGUGAAAUUGUUUUAUAAUUCUUCAGUAGAGCAGAUCUGGAUCACGGUUUUACAGUGCAGAGAUUUAAGUUGGCCCUCUAGUUAUGGAGACACUCCAACUAUUUCUAUAAAAGGAAUAUUAACAUUGCCCAAACCAGUCCAUUUCAAGUCUUCUGCCAAGGAAGUUUCCCAUGUUAUUGAAUUUAUGGAAACUUUUGUAUUUGCUAUUAAACUCCAAAACCUACAAACAGUCAGGCUUGUAUUUAAGAUUCAGACCCAGACUCCCAGAAAGAAAACCAUUGGAGAAUGUUCACUAUCGCUCAGAACUCUAAGCACACAGGAAAUGGAUUACUCGUUGGAUAUAACACCACCUUCAAAAAUUUCUGUUUGCCAUGCAGAACUUGAACUGGGGACUUGUUUUCAAGCGGUAAAUAGCAGGAUUCAGUUACAAAUCCUCGCAGCACAAUACCUUCCAAGCUCAUCAACACCUCUGACUUUGAGUUUUUUUGUGAAGGUGGCAAUGUUUAGCUCAGGAGAGUUGAUUUAUAAGAAGAAGACACGCCUACUGAAGGCCUCCAAUGGAAGAGUAAAAUGGGGAGAGACUAUGAUUUUUCCACUUAUACAGAAUGAAAAAGAAAUUGUUUUUCUCAUUAAGCUUUAUAGUCGAAGCUCUGUAAGAAGAAAACACUUUGUGGGCCAGAUUUGGAUAACUGAAGACAGUAACAACACUGAAGCAGCAAACCAGUGGAAAGAGACAGUUACAAAUCCAGAAAAGGUUGUUAUCAAGUGGCACAAAUUAAAUCCAUCCUGAAAACAUCACAUGUUAACUUGGUGAAGAAUUUGCUAUUUUUUUAGAAGACUUAUGAUUUCAAUUUGCUACCAAUGGGAAGAGACAAACCAAUGUAUUUCUUAGUGUAUUUAUGGAAGUCAUAAUUAUAGUAUAUAAUGGAUCUGAUAGGAAACUAAACUUGAUAAAAAAAAAUGUAAUGAAUUUUAUCAGAUAUCCAAAGAGUAGGAAAUGUUUUAAAACUGUGCCAAAAGACAAUAAAAUAAAAAAGUAGUAUUGUUAGAGCAACUAAAAAAAUUAUAAAGUCUUUGAGAAUAUCAACCAUAGAUAGUUAUUUCUAUAUUAUGUUAUUGCUUUUGUUUCUUAAGCUUUACUUAGAUGCUCAAAACCAAGUGUAUCAAGUCUCUGUCAGUACCAUUAUACACUUAGCAGACUUUAACUAUUUCAGUGCGAUUGUAUGAUUGAUUGGAUCUUGGCUCCACUGUUUACCUCUUUUUAUAUAUUUUCUCACAGCAGAAAUGAACUGAACCAUUUUAACUAUUUUCUGUAUUGGGGGACCUUUUGUGACCUGUGCUUAUACCUUCUUACUCAAAGGACAUCACAUUGCCAUUUUGUAAGCUUUUUAUUUGCAAGAAACUAGAAAUAGAAAUGACACUUUGACAAGGACAAAUGAAAAUAACAGAAGGUUGAAGUUUAAUUGAAGACCCAGAAUAUUGGGCGUGGUGGCGCCCGCCCUAUGGAAAACCAAGAAUAUAAAUAUUUUGCUGUUUUUCUCCCUCAAAUAUUGUACUUGUUAUUUGGAGUUGAAAUACGUAUCAUCUAUAUGUUCUACUUUAAGUAGCAGAAUUCAAUGAGUUUAAAAAGCAAAGUCAGUAUUUUAUGAUGGUCACUUCCUUGUUUUUAGUUUUUUAAAUAUAAAUUAUUCUGUAAUCCAAAAUGUUGUAUUUCCCCAUGUUUUUUCAUAGCCAUGCCUGGCAACACUUUGUAGCAAAUAAAUAUUUUUUAUUUA
This is a messenger RNA of Tupaia belangeri chinensis (Chinese tree shrew), 2769 nucleotides long. RefSeq names its product tandem C2 domains, nuclear (gene TC2N). Lineage: Eukaryota; Metazoa; Chordata; Mammalia; Scandentia; Tupaiidae. Gene Ontology annotation, cellular component: nucleus. The record is from RefSeq and is a predicted model, not a curated record. The transcript is spliced from 13 exons. The coding region runs from base 312 to 1784 and encodes 490 amino acids.